Diprion similis is the source of this 5117-nucleotide messenger RNA. Its product is annotated as beta-1,3-galactosyltransferase 5-like. Gene Ontology annotation, cellular component: membrane. The transcript has 3 exons. Gene Ontology annotation, molecular function: hexosyltransferase activity. Lineage: Eukaryota; Metazoa; Arthropoda; Insecta; Hymenoptera; Diprionidae. Bases 472 to 1521 code for a protein of 349 amino acids. The record is from RefSeq and is a predicted model, not a curated record.
GUCGUCCGUGCGGCGUCGGGGGCGUCGGGACGCCGGGGCGCCGGGGCGUCAGUCAGUCGUUGCCCGCGUAAGGCUGGAUGCGCGCGUUGCUCCCGUGGCGGUCGGUUGUCGGUGCCCCGUGUCGAGUCGCGUUCGCGUGUUUCUGACAGCUGAAUAUCACGCCGUCCAAGAGGAGUGAGCGUCGCGACGCCCAGACCCGGGAGGUUCGAGUCGACGAUAAGCUGAGCUCGUAGCUAGCCAAGUAGACGGUGCCAGUAUAAGGAAAAGUGCGGAGAGAGCCUCGUGGCCGCGAGUGCAAUCAAUAAGUGAGAGAAGACAGGCCGACCGAAGAGACGAGAAGAGACGAGAAGAGAAGAGAAGAGAGCUGCUCCUCCUCGGCGCUACAGCAUCCACACGUUGAAUACGCCCGUCGUCGAGUUCACCGAGCACCGAGCACGGCCAGGAUCUCUGCGAUGACAGGGUCUCACUAGCAUGCUGGAUAAGCGGCGGCUCCACGCCCCAGGGUCGCCGCCAUGCACCCUUCUGUUUGUGGUCGCCCUUACGGUCACCGGAUGUUUUUCCUUCUGGUUACUAAACGGGUGUCCGGGUCCUCCGAUUCCGGUACCCGUCGUGGCCACGUCGCCAGCCUACGAACUGAUACUGCCUGGAAACACCUCGGCACCAACCAGGCCCUAUUCCCUUGCCGAGCUACCGUCCGAUGACGAAACGAGCUUGAUUGACCUAAGGAACUUCCGGUUCCUCAUAAACCACGAUCCGUGCAACAAGACUCAGCCCCUCUUGCUGAUGCUGAUACAUUCUGCCCCGGCCAACCUCCCCAAGAGAAUGGUGAUCCGCGAGACCUGGGGGCAAAAGCGAUUCGGGGCCAUCGUCCUUUUCCUUGUCGGCACCAUGCCUGGUAUGCAAGGAAAAAUUGAAGAGGAGGAUAGGAUGUACGGCGACAUCGUUCAGGGGAAUUUUCAGGACGCAUAUAGGAACAUGACCUACAAACACGUGAUGGCGCUAAAGUGGGCCGCUUAUCACUGUCCAGGUGCCAAGUACGUUCUGAAGCUUGACGACGACGUCUUCGUUCACACGCCGGCGCUACUGGAGUUCCUGGCCCACGAUCUAUCGCCGUGGGGUGCGAAGCGGCUGAUACUCUGCAACUCGAUGGCGAUGGCUAUGGUGAAGCGUUCCUGGCGAUCUAAGUGGAGAGUCUCGCCGCUCGAGUACCCCGGAAAAACUUAUCCCGUAUAUUGCGCUGGUUGGGCGAUAAUGUACUCGCCAGACAGCGUCUUUCUACUCUACAGGGAGGCGCAGAAGACCUCGUAUUUCUGGAUAGACGACGUCCACAUAACCGGGACCCUGGCGAAGAAGAUCAACCUCACCCACACGCCGUUGAAUUCGUUGAUUCUAACUCCGGAUAGAAUGCAGACAUUCAUCGAAACCCCGUACUCACCGGGUGAUUUUCUAUUCGGUCCAGCAAACUUGGCCGAGGGUGACAUCAGGGCGCUUUGGAAGGCCGUGGCCUUGACUAUGGCCUAGUUAGAUGUGCCGGGCUGCUGGUGCCGCAGCCAAAAACUUUGCCAAAAUAUAAGCGGAAAUUGAUGUAUAUAUUCUAUAUAUGUUAUUGAUAUGCGAAUUUCCUUCGCGCGCGAUGUCUGCUUCGAUUGGUUGCCUGGCGUAGGUAUAUGUAAACCGUUUUUGCGAAAUACGCGCAGGUUGUUAAUUCGGUGAAACGUUUUUUCAAAUUACAUUCCCCAGCUGGUCUCUACGCGAGACUCUUUCAAGCGAUCGAAUCGGGUCUACUGAUUAUUGAAAUCUUUCUCUGCAACGGAGCUGCAAAUCUGCGGUUAGCUGGUUUCUUGAACCUAGAAACGAAAGAAUAGGUAUACAUAAGGCGGGAGAGUCGAUAGUUGAUUAACGUCUUAUCGCCGAAUCAUGUUCAUCAUCGGUGUUCACUACUCGUGUAGGUAAUUAAAGUUUAUCAAAAUUCAGACGAAACGGCAAGGCGUGUAGUGGAUAUCUGCGAUCAAGCAAGUACCUCGUCACUAAUUAAAGGAAGGAAGGAAGGAAGGAAGGAAGCGAAGAAAGAGCCAUACGGACAUCUCGGUGUCCGAUUGCGAGUUUAAUUACCCGUUAUUAGCUAAUUUCGUUUUUUCUCUUGAAUUCAUACGAUGACCAUCAUUUUCUGUUGAAGCAUUGAGAAAUUUCUCACCAAUCGACAAGUUUGAGUAGAAUUUCGGGAUAGCAAAGUCAAACGCAUUGCCUACAACCCUCGUGUGAACAUAGUCGAAACUCCCUCGGCUAUUUGCGGUGAAAAAUUUCUCUGUCAAAAGUCUAUAGCUUCGUCUUUUUACUUCACUAUCGCACACGAGGAGCGCGGAAGAAUAAUUGUUUCUAGACGAGUCUGAAAGUUUGAAACGACAUCGCGUCACCUGCGAGGAGAUCUUAUCGUUAAAGGCCCCAAAACAACGUCGCCUUGGCCCUCGUUGCUCACACCCUUCGUGUAAGUUGUUUCACGGUGUAUUUGAGCCUCGUCGUUAGUCAACGACCAGCAUUCCCUCAGCAGUAAGACAAAUCCAUUAAUUGGUUUUUCGGUAUAAUUAUAUUUUCUUGGUACAUGUUAUCCUUAGACGACGGCACGAGCUAUGACGGGGCUUACAGUUAGUAUAGGCCGAUGCGAUGUCGUCGAGUUUCUUGACAAACGUAAGGAAGCACCGCCUUAAGCCUACUAUAGAUCUAUAUAUAUAUGUAAUAUGCAUACACUUACAUGUACGAUAUUAUAUGUAUAUUUUAUCAUAGCUUAGUGUUGACGGGGUAAGGGGGAGAUGAUUUUCUUUUCUCAAAUUCAGACCCAUUAAAUUUAAUCGAUAUAAUUUAAAAUGUAGAUAGGAUGAUAUAGAACAAUGCAUAAAUUAUGUCGCCUGACAAAUUGUUAUUUCUGAUAAAUCAUCGAACGGCCACACGUCACGUGUGUCAUCGUAUAGUAUUAUAUCGACGUGAAGUUGUACGCUCGGUGGAAAUAUUAUUGCCUGCAGAGGAGAGACCAACCUAUCUAGAUAAUCAAAUUAAUCUAAAGAAUUUUCUGGAUUACUGAAGUAAAAACGAAGGAAGAAAAAAAACGAAAAAAAAAAAUGAACAAAUGAAUUAAAAAAUAAGCAGAGGGAUAAUAAGUGAGAAGUAAUCAAUUCGAUAUAAUUUUCGACUGCAGUGCUAAUCGAUCUACGCUGUUGUGACUAUCGGCACAAUUACCCAAUUGUAACAUUUAUACCGUAUUAUGUGGAUUAUACCGCCUGAUAAUUCGUAUACUAGCUAGAUGAUGUUCGAUCUUAUACAUAUAAUAGACAAACCAUCAUGCAGGCGUUUGAAAAUUAAACAACUGAAAGUUUUAAUUCAGGGAGCUUAUUAAUCAGGCGACCAAUAAUAAAUGAAGUACCUUAUCUGUGUAAUGUGUUGUCGUAUGUAUAUGUAACGCGUAAGUUUAAAUUAUUACGAAUAUUAUAUAUGUAUGUAUAUAUAUGUAUGUGUAGUGUGUAUAUAUGUAUAUACAUACAUCUAUUUAUAUAUACAUGUAUGCUGAAUUGUACAUGUAUAUUACAUAAAACUACGUGAACACGUAUUCGGAAUCGCGAGGGUACAGUCGCGAUCGACUGCAGAUGCGCCUAAAAAUUCUAGAUUGUUAAAAUAACGGAUACAAAAGGCUGGUAGGUAAAAAAAAAGAAAAGAAAAAGAAAACAAAAAUUUGUAGGGAAGAAAGUAAUAUGCUUUUCAUGCGAAUUGGAAACUUUGCAAAGAGUUUAGGAUAAUGAUUUAGAUAUGGGAAUAAAUUACAAAAAAUUAUAUUACAAUUUUUUCAACUCUGAUAUUAGCUUAUACGUAUAACGAACGUGAUAAUUUUCAGUCACGGAUUCGAAGUAACUUUAUGACUUGUGUAUGCCGAUUUUUGUUGCCGUACGUGAGAUUGUUAUUAUUUUUUAUCAGUUUUUUUAUUGUUAAUCUUUACUUCUUUGUGUUAAUAUUAUUCUGUGGUGAUAAUAUUAAAUGCUUCGAGUUUAUUAAUUACUUCAUAUUUAAGUGUAAUACUCAACCCCAACGAUUAUUCGUUAAUGAAAUCAUCAAAUACACGCAACCGUGUAUAUUCGUGCUCAGGUAUUACGAUAGACUGAAUUCUGGACCGAGAAUCAUGAAUCAUGAAAUGUUUUCCAUCCACGCGACUCCUGGACCUGCUCUUGUGGAAAUUCACCUCUAUAGUCUGUCUGCAGGCGCCAAGACGGUUGGGGAGUUGCCAAGAGAACAUUUGGUUCCAGCCAGGCUAGCCUCUUUAAUGGCUGCGUAGAAUCGAUGGAGACAGUCAGAGGUCAGAGAAGAUAGCAGCCUUAAUGGCAGACUGUGUGAAAUAAGGCGAGACGAUUUUUGAAUGCCGAAACUUUGCAAGUAGUACGCUCCUUCAAUAUCCAUAUACCUAGGCGCGAAUUUUCACGUAUCUUCCUGGCUGCAAAUCGUGUGGAAAAGGAGCACGUUGUGAGAAUGUGUAGGAGGCGCUGGGGAGAUGUUGUUGGGUACGAAAUGGAUUUCUCUCUGACCUUUCGAGCGUAAGUUUUUCCUCCUCAUGGUUAUAUUCGCGCGGGUGUUUGUCUCCGUGGAUGAGAAUUUGUUGUUGUCGUUUAUCUUUUUUCUUUUCUUCUUGUCUCGCCUGCUCGAAAGGAUAUAUACAUACUUUUUUAUAGCUUACUUGAAAUUUUAUAAGUACGCCUGGAGACUAAUCUCGUACUCAAAGUUUAUUUUCGAUUGAGUAUAUAAUCAUGUAGUGUAUGCACACAAGCCCGAUCAAUACUUUCGUUCGAGGAGGGUGGAGGAUUUUUUACUAGCCAGAGAACGAAACUGCGUGAAAAAGGUCGAGCCAUGCCUCUGCGUAUAAUUGGUGGACGAUGAAAUUAUGGAGAAAUGAAAUUCGAAAUCAAUGUAUAUACCGCGAAGAUCCGAAUAUUCAGCUGUGCACAUAUAUGUAUCAUGGAAUUCUUUAUUUGAUGACACACUUGAUGUACUCAUUGUUGAAUGAAUUUCAAACUGAGGAAAGAUAUGACGUAGGUACUUAGAUAAAUAUACAAUUAUGUAAAUCUAGAAGAGAAAAAAGAAAA